Culex quinquefasciatus (southern house mosquito) is the source of this 1349-nucleotide messenger RNA. Its product is annotated as trypsin-1. The transcript is spliced from 4 exons. Gene Ontology annotation, biological process: proteolysis. NCBI's taxonomy places the organism in Eukaryota, Metazoa, Arthropoda, Insecta, Diptera, Culicidae. Gene Ontology annotation, molecular function: serine-type endopeptidase activity. The coding region runs from base 214 to 1284 and encodes 356 amino acids. The record is from RefSeq and is a predicted model, not a curated record.
CUCGCUUACCUGAUCUGUUAUCGGGGUGCAGGAGGUGGGGAAGACCCGUGGGUCUACAGGGGAGGAACGUUGCAGCGAGUUGUAUGAUUUGGGUAAAAUUUACCUCUUGUUUGGGGACCAGUCCAUGUUCAGUCCAGGUCCAGCCCGUUGGUGGUCAGUUGUUGUGCAGAACAGUUGGAGGCUGGAGCACGAUCCGUUCAAGUUUAUUUACAAAUGACUACGAUAAUUAUAGCGGUUGCGCUGGUGGCGUCCCUGGUAGUGGCCACGGGAGUUCUGUUCAACGUGAAACCGGUCAAUUCCGCAUCAUCGUCACGAGAGCUUUAUGGCUGGAGCAGCUAUCCGGCAGGGGGUCGUGAAAAUAAUGUCACGUUGCUGGACCAGUACGCCGUAACCGCGAGCAGCCAAGAAGGGACACUGAAAGCUCCCACGGCAAAUCGGAACGUUUGGACCUGGAUUUCGUCCAUUCUGGGGCUGCCCAUUGCAAGUGUGUUCGCAUGGCGGGCGACACCGACAAACUGUAAACUCUGCUCAUGUGGUGCCCCCCAGAACACUUCCCGCAUCGUCGGUGGCCAGGAUGCCCCGGAGGGACGCUACACGUGGAUGGUGGCGCUGUACUACAACAACAAGUUCAUCUGCGGCGGAUCGCUCAUCAACGACCGGUACGUGCUGACGGCGGCCCACUGCGUGUUCAACACGGAUCGGAGCCUGUUUUCGGUCAAGUUCCUGCUGUACGAUCGGUCCAUUCCGGCGCCGGAAUCGUUCGAACGGCGAGUGUCGUACAUUAUGACGAAUUGGUUCGUGAACGCUUUGGUGUUCAUUACGAACGAUUUGGCACUGUUGAAGCUGAACGAGACGGUUCCGAUUGGCGAUAGUUUGUAUCCGGUUUGUUUGCCCCAGGAGGGACCGACGUUCGCCGGAAUGGAGGGUAUCGUAACUGGUUGGGGAAAGCUGGGCAAUCGGACGUUCCCGACGAAGCUGCAGGAAGUGCGGGUGCCCAUUUUGUCCUACACUGAAUGUGCCAACCAGAGUAGCUACCACAACUUCCAAAUCAACGAUAGGAUGUUGUGCGCUGGAGUGCCAGAGGGUGGCAUGGACUCCUGCCAAGGUGACAGCGGAGGUCCCAUGCACAUUCAGGACGCCGAUACGGGAAAGUACGUGAUCGCAGGGGUUGUUUCGUACGGUUACGGUUGUGCUCAACCCUCAUAUCCAGGAAUCUACGCACGUGUCAACAGAUUUCUCUCGUGGAUCAAGUUCAACACCCGUGAUGCCUGCUACUGCAGCUGAUGACCGGACCGUACGUCGAAAUUUGAAUAAAUAAACAUUGUUCGCUACCUGUUGUUGUGGGAAGA